Messenger RNA from Scedosporium apiospermum, 1629 nucleotides. RefSeq lists its product as uncharacterized. Bases 1 to 1629 code for a protein of 542 amino acids. The record is from RefSeq and is a predicted model, not a curated record. The transcript has 2 exons. Lineage: Eukaryota; Fungi; Ascomycota; Sordariomycetes; Microascales; Microascaceae.
AUGGCUCCCGAUCUAAAACCCUUAUUACUGCCUCAGCUCGUAGAAGAGCGGAGGAGACUCGAAGCCCAGGCCCUACAGGUUCUCCAGGCACAGCAGGUGGCUCAGCCAGUCUUGGCUGAAAGCGAUCUCACUCACAUCUACUACACGACAAACUCGUCUUCAUCCGACGUUGCGUCUCCCAUUACUCCCACAUUCUCGACCCGCGGGCACACUAGGUAUUCCAGCUCGGUGUCAUCGCUAGAGCUCCCUUUCGGUUUUGGCGAUCAACCCUCUUCACCCUCACAAGCAGCGCAUUCGGUCAAGUCGUGCAUACGCCAAUUACCCGAUGUUGAGGAGGAACCCGUGGAACGUCCCGAGCUCGAUCUCCCCGAGGGCCUCUAUGACUGUCUCUCUGCUGACUACGAUGAUCUCGGGUUCAUGAGUGACACUGAUUUAUCCGGCGUGCGGAUGAGGAAAAGUCCGCGAAGGGGCAGUGCGGAAGCUACAUUGGCCGGUAUAACCUCUCGAAUCGGCUCCCGAUUUCCCAGCCUCUCGCGCUGGAGCGGACCGAAGAAGGGCGGCUCGACUCCAUUUUCCAUUUACGAGCUGAGCGCCGACAGUGCGACCCGGAUAGCUGGUGCAAUUUCGAGCCGCUCCUCGUCCAUUUCCUCGCCAUAUCCCUUCGGCCCCGACUAUGCGCCCGAAGCCGCUCUGUCUCCCUCGCCCUCGCAAUCUUGCUGGGGCUCCGUGGAGAGUGUUGUGUUGCCAAAUCUCGACAUUGAGAAGACGAAUAAUUCUGGCCGAAAUUUGGAGCGGGAACGCGCCCUGGCCACCACCCCUCUCCUCCCUCCUCUAAUUACCGACAACGUUCCCCAGCCCCCGCCACGGCGACCUCAGACUCCUUCUCGUGCUCGCUCAGCUAGUGUUUUCGAACACCCGACUCACGUGCCCGUCGCUGCUCGCACCGCUACUACGACCCCAGCACUGAGUACCAAGCCCUCUCUAUCCUCGUUCAAGGCCUCUCCGACAAGCCCCGAGCUUCCUAUUCCUUUUCCCAACCUUCUCAAUGACGAGUGGUCCGAUCGCCUUGGUCACGCCAACUUUACGAUCCUUCCUCUUCCCUACCUGCCGGAGAUUGCCGACCUGGAGAGCCUGAGGAAGCUGCGGGAGGACUGGGACCUGGCCCGCACAAACUACACGAAACAUCUGUUUCGAACCGGCGAGAACUACGGCCAGACGAGCAAGAUUUACGGACUCACGGAGGAGAAGUGGGCUGAAGUCGAGCAAUCCUGGAAGCGCAUGCAUGACAAGGCUGUCGAGCAGAUUUUGGCAGCCACUAGCGCCACCUCACAGUCUAUGGCUAAAGCUAGGAGCAGGAGCCGUGGGCGAGGUAGGGGCCGCGCCGAAAGCACUCCUCCGAAGACUGUCAUGAAUGACAUCUACGCCGGUAUGGAGUGGAAGCGAAUCGAGGACACCAAGCCCGGCGCGAUCCCCCGCAUGUUAAGCGAAGAUAAAUUCCCGUCCCGUGGCGACGAGGAUAUUGUUGGCCCUAUGGUCCGGGAUGAGCCUAUGGCCAGGGGGGUUAGCGUUGACGGCAGGGGCGUGAGGCUGUGGAAGAACAUUGUCGAUAAAGUCGGACUCCGGAGGUGA